AAAAAAAAAGAGGAAAAGGAUUCUAUAAAUCAAUUGGAUGCUUCAUUAAAAACUUGUCUAAAUCCCAUUUUUCAAGUCUUGUGCACUAGGCUAGUAGUUAUGGCAGCAGGAAGAUGGAAUCUUGAAGGCUGCACUGCCCUUGUUACUGGUGGUUCUAGAGGAAUAGGGUAUGGGAUAGUAGAGGAACUAGCAAGUCUUAGUGCAUCAGUUUAUACAUGUUCACGUAAUCAAAAGGAGCUUAAUGAGUGUUUGAUUCAAUGGAGAAGUAAAGGUUUUAAAGUUGAAGCUUCUGUUUGUGAUUUAUCAUCAAGAUCUGAAAGAGAGGAGUUUAUCAAGACUGUUGCUAAUCAUUUUGAUGGAAAACUCAAUAUUUUGGUUAAUAAUGCUGGAAUUGUCAUAUACAAAGAAGCUAAAGAUUACACUAUGGAAGAUUACUCUCUAAUUAUGAGUAUCAACUUUGAGGCUGCUUACCACUUAUCUGUACUUGCACACCCCUUUUUGAAAGCAUCACAAAGGGGCAAUGUUGUCUUUAUUUCUUCUAUUUCUGGGGCUUCAGCAUUACCAUAUGAAGCUGUUUAUGGAGCAACCAAAGGAGCAAUGGAUCAACUCACAAGAUGCUUAGCGUUUGAAUGGGCAAAGGACAAUAUUCGUGUCAAUGGUGUUGCACCGGGGGUUAUUGCAUCUUCUAUGGUCGAAAUGACUAUUCAAGAUCCAGAACAAAAAGAAAAUUUGGACAAGUUGAUUGAUAGAUGUGCUCUACAUAGAAUGGGAGAGCCUAAAGAACUUGCAGCAGUUGUUGCAUUUCUCUGUUUUCCUGCUGCUUCAUAUGUCACUGGCCAAAUUAUAUAUGUUGAUGGUGGAUUUAUGGCUAAUGGUGGCUUUUAAUCAUCCUUUAAUUAAUUUGUCUAUGUUUU
This is a messenger RNA of Solanum stenotomum, 914 nucleotides long. Its product is annotated as tropinone reductase 2. The transcript is spliced from 5 exons. Gene Ontology annotation, molecular function: oxidoreductase activity. The annotation marks the transcript as partial. NCBI's taxonomy places the organism in Eukaryota, Viridiplantae, Streptophyta, Magnoliopsida, Solanales, Solanaceae. The record is from RefSeq and is a predicted model, not a curated record.